AUGGAAGCCGUAAAGAAGGCUAAAGAAAGAUUUGCGAAGUAUCCCAUAAUAUUUUCGAAGUGCUCGAAACAAGCGUCAGUCUACGCUCGUUGUGUUCUUCUCAGAGAAGAUUCUGUUAAAAAAGACGAUUGCGCGAAAGAAUUCAAAGAAUUUCAAGCGUGUUUGACAUCAGCGGCCAAAGAUUUAAAAACUAGGAUUUAA
Molecule: messenger RNA, 201 nt
Organism: Nymphalis io (European peacock)
Lineage: Eukaryota; Metazoa; Arthropoda; Insecta; Lepidoptera; Nymphalidae
Exons: 1
Coding region: 1-201 (66 amino acids)
Biological process (GO): mitochondrial respiratory chain complex I assembly
Cellular component (GO): mitochondrion
Source: RefSeq, a predicted model, not a curated record